AUGGCAAUGGCAAACAAUAAAAGACAAUGCUUUACAUGUCAUAGAGAAAAUAAUACAUAUACCUGUGAAGGAUGUUCAAAAAGAUUUUGUUCUAGACAUAUACCAGAACAUGAACAAAGAUUAAAUGAAGAAUUACAUCAUAUUAUUCACGAUUAUAAUGAAUUUAAAGAAAGAAUUAAUGAACAAAAACAAAAUCCACAAUAUCAUGCAUUAAUAGAACAAAUUAAUCAAUGGGAAACACAAUCAAUUGAAAAAAUUCAACAAAAAGCCCAAGAUUGUAGAGAAAUUAUCAUUAAAUCAUCACAAACAUUUAUUAAUAAUACUGAAAAGAAAUUUAAUGACUUAAAUCAACAAAUACAACAGCUUCAGAAAGAAAAUGACUUAAAUCAACAAAUACAACAGCUUCAGAAAGAAAAUGACUUCAAUGAAAUAAAUUUAAAUUAUUUAAAAAAUCAAUUAACAGAAAUUACAGAAGAAUUAAAUAAUUCAUCAAAUCUUUCUAUUCAACAAAACUCACAUUUAUUUAUUAAUGAUAUUUCGAUUAUAUCAUCAAAAAAACCAACAUUCAACAAAUGGAAACAAAAUGCCAUCACUGUGGCUGGUGGAAAUGAAGAAGGAGAAGAAUUAAAUCAACUCUAUAACCCUGUUGGAAUCUUUACUGCUGAAAACAAAAAUAUUUUCAUUGCUGAAUGGAAUAAUCAUCGUAUUGUUGAAUGGAAAUAUAAUGCAAAGGAAGGACAAAUCAUUGCAGGUGGAAAUGGACGUGGAAAUCGAAUGGAUCAAUUGAAUAGCCCAACAGAUGUGAUUGCUGAUCAACAAAAGCAUUCGAUCAUCAUUGCAGAUUCGGGUAACAGACGAGUGAUCCAAUGGUUGAAUCAAAAGCAACAAAUUCUCAUUCAGAAUAUUGACUGUUGUCGUUUGGUAGUGGAUAAUCAUGGAUUUCUUUAUGUUUCUGAUCGAAAGAAGAAUGAAGUGAGACGAUGGAAAAUGGGAGAAUUUAACAACGAAGGAAUUAUAGUGGCAGGUGGAAACGGAAAAGGAAAUCAACUUAAUCAACUCAAUUUACCUACUUUUAUCUUUGUUGAUGAAGAUCAAACCGUUUAUGUAUCAGAUCGAAACAAUUGUCGUGUAAUGAAAUGGAGAAAAGGUGCAAAAGAAGGAACAGUGGUGGCUGGAGGAAAUGGUGAAGGAGAAAAUCUCAAUCAAUUAUAUUAUCCUCAAGGAGUAAUUGUUGAUGAUUUGAAUCAAAUUUAUGUUGCAGAUUAUGAGAAUAAUCGAGUAAUGCGUUGGUGUGAAGGAAAAGAAGAAGGUGAAAUUGUU
Molecule: messenger RNA, 1320 nt
Organism: Adineta steineri
Lineage: Eukaryota; Metazoa; Rotifera; Eurotatoria; Adinetida; Adinetidae
Source: the annotation of a GenBank genome assembly